UUCCAACACGAGUCAAGUUUUUGGGAGGAGAAUGCAGAGAAGGAUGGAGGGGGCGUUAUUAUAUUAUUGCCUGACCCCUAAUUUGUACUGCUCAGAGACGGCUCACAGGACAGUUUGUAAAUGAUUUGCACCAGCUACCAUUCAGAGCAGAUAUCUCAGUUACUGCGUGGAGAAAUUUGACAGAGGGUCAGUGUUGUACAUGGACUUGCAAUCGCACAUGUAAUGCCUCUGUGAAAUCUUGGCAAACAUGGUGGAGACAAAACACGUGAAUAUUUAAUUCUUGCAAGUCUGAAGAGAAGGAACCAGUCGCCAGGUCCACGGCUGUCUUUUUUUUUUUUUUAAACUGUUUUGCAACCCAGUGUUACUCUAAUUUGUCAGAGGCAUGUGGAAUCUCACCACGAUUAGGAAUUUCUUCCCAAUAGCAUGCAUGCUGUUGAUGUUAUGGACAAAGGUGUCCCAGUCAACCGGUUAUUUCGAGGUGCAGCUGAUCUCAGUGGAGAACGUAAAAGGCGAGUUGGCGAACGGCGAGUGCUGCGAUGGUUUUCGCGGCUCCCAGGACCUGCGCUGCACUCGAGACGAGUGCGACACUUACUUCAAAGUGUGCUUGAAGGAAUAUCAGAUGGAGGUCACCACCAGCGGCUCCUGCACGUUCGGAGCUGGAUCUACACAAGUUCUCGGUGGAAAUAUGUUUUCUUUUAAGAACUCGAGUGAAAUCGACAAUACUGUGAUCCCCUUCCAGUUUGCUUGGCCGCUGAUCUACACAUUGAUUGUAGAAGCCUGGGACUGGGAUAACGACACACGCAACACUGAAGAGGAGCAGCUGAUUGAGCGCAGCAUCCACACUGGCUUUAUUAACCCUGGUGACCCCUGGCAAAUGAUCUUGCAUGAUGGGCCUGUGGCUCGCAUCAUUUAUCGUAUCCGGGUGAGGUGUGACAAAAACUACUACAGAAGCACAUGCAACAUAUGGUGUUCUCCUCGUGAUGACAACUUUGGCCACUACCGCUGUGGACCUUCAGGGAAUCAUGUGUGCCUGGAUGGCUGGAUGGGCCGGGGCUGCACAACAGCGAUGUGCAAGCAAGGUUGCAACCUGUUACAUGGCAUGUGCACUGUGCCAGGAGAAUGCAAGUGCAGCUAUGGCUGGCAGGGUGAAUUUUGUGAUGAGUGUGUAACUUAUCCUGGAUGUGUCCAUGGAACCUGCAGCAUGCCCUGGCAGUGCAUCUGUGAGAGGAACUGGACUGGCCUGCUUUGUGAUAAAGCCUUUCACCCGGAAGAACACUUACCAACCACACCACCCAGGACCCUUCACUACGAAGCAAGUUCACAUCCAGUGGCCUGCAAGCAAGGUUGCAACCUGCUACAUGGCACGUGCUCUGUCCCAGGAGAAUGCAAGUGCAGCUAUGGCUGGCAGGGUGAAUUUUGUGAUGAGUGUGUAACUCAUCCUGGAUGUGUCCAUGGAACCUGCAGCAUGCCCUGGCAGUGCAUCUGUGAGAGGAACUGGACUGGCCUGCUUUGUGAUAAAGCCUUUCACCCGGAAGAACACUUACCAACCACACCACCCAGGACCCUUCACUACGAAGCAAGUUCACAUCCAGUGGCCUGCAAGCAAGGUUGCAACCUGCUACAUGGCACGUGUUCUGUCCCAGGAGAAUGCAAGUGCAGCUAUGGCUGGCAGGGUGAAUUUUGUGAUGAGUGUGUAACUCAUCCUGGAUGUGUCCAUGGAACCUGCAGCAUGCCCUGGCAGUGCAUCUGUGAGAGGAACUGGACUGGCCUGCUUUGUGAUAAAGCCUUUCACCCGGAAGAACACUUACCAACCACACCACCCAGGACCCUUCACUACGAAGCAAGUUCACAUCCAGUGGCCUGCAAGCAAGGUUGCAACCUGCUACAUGGCACGUGCUCUGUCCCAGGAGAAUGCAAGUGCAGCUAUGGCUGGCAGGGUGAAUUUUGUGAUGAGUGUGUAACUCAUCCUGGAUGUGUCCAUGGAACCUGCAGCAUGCCCUGGCAGUGCAUCUGUGAGAGGAACUGGACUGGCCUGCUUUGUGAUAAAGCCUUUCACCCGGAAGAACACUUACCAACCACACCACCCAGGACCCUUCACUACGAAGCAAGUUCACAUCCAGUGGCCUGCAAGCAAGGUUGCAACCUGCUACAUGGCACGUGCUCUGUCCCAGGAGAAUGCAAGUGCAGCUAUGGCUGGCAGGGUGAAUUUUGUGAUGAGUGUGUAACUCAUCCUGGAUGUGUCCAUGGAACCUGCAGCAUGCCCUGGCAGUGCAUCUGUGAGAGGAACUGGACUGGCCUGCUUUGUGAUAAAGCCUUUCACCCGGAAGAACACUUACCAACCACACCACCCAGGACCCUUCACUACGAAGCAAGUUCACAUCCAGUGGCCUGCAAGCAAGGUUGCAACCUGCUACAUGGCACGUGCUCUGUCCCAGGAGAAUGCAAGUGCAGCUAUGGCUGGCAGGGUGAAUUUUGUGAUGAGUGUGUAACUCAUCCUGGAUGUGUCCAUGGAACCUGCAGCAUGCCCUGGCAGUGCAUCUGUGAGAGGAAUUGGACUGGCCUGCUUUGUGAUAAAGCCUUUUCACCCGAGUCAACUUAAAAUCCAUUAAUCAGCUCCACACGGUGCAGCCACCAGACCAAGUGACAAAUGACCACAUUGUGUCUGUUUUUAUCCUUUUUGCAUUUUUUCCCAGUCAAAAAUGAUCUUUUCUAAUUUCUGAGUCUUUUUUUUUUUUUUUUAGUCUUCUUUGACUCCUUAUGACCUGUACAUUAAUUAUAUCAUUGAUUUUAUAUAGACAGCAUACCUGUCAAGUUUUGUAUUUAAAAAUACGGGAAAUUUUCCCCUGCUGAAAAUAGAGAUCACUAUAUGACGUCAUCACCUAAUUUGCAUAACGCUUCAUUUGGAUGUACUGUAGUUGCAAUCGAGGCUGCAGGAGAGGACAAACAUCUUUGUACAGACUAAAAUAACAGUUUUUGAAUGCACUCUAAAAGACAGUUGUAAGAGUUUCAGUUGUAGGGAUGUCCUGAAAACCAUGACUUGUGUUAAGAUUUUACCAAAAAUAAUUUGCAAUGUAUCAUUUAUUUAGUUAUAUUCCAUUUAUUUUUAUUCAAGCACAAAACUGGUGUGAUCAUGUGACCGGUAACAUGUGUUGCUCUUUGUGUUAUUGUCUGAGGAAAAACAGAUGUGCUUAAAAAAUUGCAAUUACCAAGAUGCAAUAAAUAUGUCAA
Archocentrus centrarchus (flier cichlid) is the source of this 3228-nucleotide messenger RNA. Its product is annotated as protein jagged-2-like. Gene Ontology annotation, biological process: multicellular organism development; Notch signaling pathway; cell communication. The transcript has 22 exons. The coding region runs from base 383 to 2599 and encodes 738 amino acids. The record is from RefSeq and is a predicted model, not a curated record. NCBI's taxonomy places the organism in Eukaryota, Metazoa, Chordata, Actinopteri, Cichliformes, Cichlidae. Gene Ontology annotation, cellular component: membrane.